Messenger RNA from Ilex paraguariensis (yerba mate), 568 nucleotides. The record is from the annotation of a GenBank genome assembly. Lineage: Eukaryota; Viridiplantae; Streptophyta; Magnoliopsida; Aquifoliales; Aquifoliaceae.
AUGGUGCAUCCCAAGGUAAUCCAGGUCUGUCAGGGGGGAGUUGUGUUGAGAAAUCAGUGGGGACAAUUGCUUAUGGAAGCUUCUAUUUUUAUGGAGUUUGUACAAACAUGGAGGCAGAGUAGGGGUUUACUGGAUGGUUUAAAAUUGGUUGAUAAAUAUGGGCUGAGAGAUUAUAAGAUUCUAGUUGAUAUGAUUAUGGGCGUAUCUUCAUGGACUUUUUGGGAUUUCAAAUAUCAUAUUUCACGGUUUUUGGAAAGGUUUGAUUUUGAAAUGAGGCAGGCAGAUUUAUUGGGCAAUAAAGUAGUCAAGGAUAGAUGUUUCACAGAGGUAUCUUCAGCUGGUCAGCUUCCCACACAGGCACGCCUCCUGUUGCUGCAAGAUCUACUGGAAAUCAAAGCCUUGAGGAGGAAAAAUAUCUCAGAAUACUUAGGGAUGGAAACUAUGUUGGCAGUUGUCUGCAAGACCUACAGUGGUGUUAAAGCACUGGAAACAUAUGAGAAAGAUGGGUCUAUAGUUACUGGUCUUGGCCUUCAUGGACUUGGAGCUUCAAUUGGGAGGCCAUUGGGUG